This is a messenger RNA of Nymphalis io (European peacock), 897 nucleotides long. RefSeq lists its product as uncharacterized. The record is from RefSeq and is a predicted model, not a curated record. The coding region runs from base 51 to 788 and encodes 245 amino acids. NCBI's taxonomy places the organism in Eukaryota, Metazoa, Arthropoda, Insecta, Lepidoptera, Nymphalidae. The transcript has a single exon.
CAGUCCCAGUUAAAUUCACGACAUCGAAGGAACUGUUGCUAAACUGCAUCAUGAGUACUUUAAUUGAUAAUGAGACAAUAUUAUCGGAAAACGAACAAUGGAAAAGAUUAGAAGAAGAAUGGGGUAAGCCGAUAGAUCUAGAAGUCGACGCAGAAGACGAUACACCUGGAAUACAAUCAGCUUAUAGCACAUUAGAUCUGAAAGGAACUACGUUUAACUCAUCAUUUCUAUUCAAGAAAGUAAGAAGGAAAAUAGGAAGACAGUUGUCGAAGAAGUCCACGUCGUCGGCAUUGGAAUACAAUGAUUUCAUUAGUAAUUUGAAAGACGAUCCGAGCAGAGAAUCGUCCAAACAAUUCUACUUCAUCAACGGCCAACUAAUAUCAGCCGCGUCCAUUGAACACAUAUGUGAUACAAUCGAUGACAUCUUCAAAUCGAUCGAUAAACUUUCAACAGUGACGAGUACGAUGGCGAAGAAGAAAUUUCCAGAAAAAGUUCAGUGUAGUAUAUCAGCGACUGACCUAUCAUUUGACACGGACACUGAAGACACAAAAUACAGUGAAAUCGAUAAACAUAUCGAAGAAGCGUUCGAAGAAUUCAAUUCUUUAUCAGACAUAGACGCCAUAGACCAGUCUGCCUUGGACUCGGUUACGACGCUAGUUCAGAAGUUCAGUUCUGUGUUAAAAGAUCCCGUCGUACAAUGCAGUCCGAGGAGACGAAGACAGUGCUGUGAGAAGUUCAAGGAAUUGGCUGAUUUUUGGAAAAAUCGAGCCUUUGAGUGUGAUAACUGAUUAUGAGGGUAGGUUGAGUUUAAUAAAAUUAUUUAAAUCAUAAAUUAUUUUAGUAUUAGUUUUAAUUUUUCCAUUUUUUAUGUAUAUUUACGUACGAUCCGUACCUGAU